AUGGGAUUUUACGCGAGAACUUUAUUCGGUCUUUUGACCGUUUCGCUGCUGUUCCGAUCGUUGUCUGCACAGGUGUACAACCUCAGUCUUUCUAUCGAAGAGGGGCUGCCCGCGCGGACAAUCAUUGGAGACAUUAAAGCCGCGCUACCGGAGCAAAUUCACACCACUGGUUUCUUUAUUUCCGAGAGCCGAGAUUCGGACGUUUUCAGAGAUUUAGAAAUAGACGGAGGCACAGGAAUCAUCUCUACCGCUGUCGUUUUGGACAGAGAGAGUCGGGACAAAUACGAGUUUGCUGCGGCCACGCUUACGGGGGAGGUCAUUAAGAUCAGGAUAGUUGUGAAGGAUGUGAACGAUCAUUCUCCUGUGUUCCCCAGGGAAACGGUACAGCUGAACGUGUCUGAACUCAGCCCGCCGGGGACACGGUUUGAACUGGAGGGUGCGCAGGACCGGGAUGAGGGAGAGAAUGGCAUUCAGGGUUAUAGGAUCACAGACCAGGCCAUGGGGGAACUCUUUAAAGUGGAGGUGCACAGUGGCAGAGGUGGUGAGUUCACCCUAGACCUGGUCCUGCUGGAGAGACUGGACAGAGAAGCUGAGGAUUCCUACAACAUAACCAUCGAAGCGUUUGAUGGUGGCGUGCCCCCUAAAAAGGGUCUUUUGCAGGUGCUCGUCAGUGUGUUGGAUGAAAAUGACAACCCGCCGGUGUUUAACGAGACGGAAUAUCGUGCGGUGGUGUGGGAAAACGCCCCAGCGCUGACUUCAGUCUGUCAGGUUUACGCUACCGACCUUGACCUUGGCUUCAACGCCCUGGUCACCUACGAAAUAAACCGCCGUCAGAGCGACCCGAACGAGUUCUUCACCAUUGACAAGACCACUGGAGUGAUCCGUGUCAACAAACCCCUGGACUUUGAGAGUCAGUCGUUCUUUGAGUUGAUUGUGACGGCCUGGGACAACGGCAUCCAGCCUGAAUCCAGCAGCACCUUUGUGGGGGUCCGAGUUCUAGACGUCAACGACAACAGCCCGGCCAUUAGCGUUCUGUUCCUGAACCCUCCGGACCCGUCUGGGGCAGCACAGGUGUCAGAAGGGGCCGAGGUGGGUGAGUACGUGGCCCGGGUCUCGGUUACUGACCCUGAUUUGGGGGAGGUCAACAAGGUCAAUGUGUCCCUCCAAGGUGGGGAGGGGAAGUUUGCCCUCACGCCCACGGAUGACUUCCUGUUUGCUCUGUGUGUGGACGGGCCUUUGGACAGAGAGGAGAAAGAACUGUACCAGCUGACAGUUGUUGCGUCUGACUUGGGUUCCCCUCCACUCAGGAGCGAAACCUUGUUACUGGUCAAAAUAACGGAUUUGAACGACAACGCGCCGGUUUUCGAGCAGGACAGCUACGUGGCCAGAGUUCGCGAGGACGUGCCGCAGGGAAGUGCUGUUCUUCAGGUGAGGGCCAGAGACAGGGAUGAAGGUGUGAACUCCCACCUCCGCUACUCCAUUUUGCCUUCAGACCAGAACCACCUGGUCGUGAUGGACCCUGAAACGGGCUUCAUCACCACAGCAACAAGUCUAGACCAUGAGAGAGAGGCGGAGGUCUGGGCGUUGGUGGUGGCAAUUGAUGGAGGAUCUCCACCUCUCUCCUCCACGGCGACGGUCACCAUUCAGAUUGAAGACAUCAACGACAACAGGCCAGCUUUCACAAAACAGCUAUACAACGUCUCCAUCCAGGAGCACAGUGCUGUCGGGACCUGCUUCCUACAGGUGUCUGCUGUGGAUGCAGACAGUGGUGACUUUGGCACUGUGAGUUAUUCUCUCGCAGACAGUUUCCGUGGCGAUGACGACCACCCUCACUUUCGUGUCGACCCCGUGUCUGGGGAGAUCUGUGUGUCCCAGGACAUCGACCGCGAGGCUGGGCUUGUGACCUUUGAUCUCUCGGUCAAAGCUGAGGAUCAGGGAGGUCUGAGUUCCCAAACCUACAUCCAUAUCGAGGUGGAGGACAUGAACGACAAUGUGCCUGAGUUUAAUCCAGAGACAUACAUCUGCAGCAUCAGUGAGCACGCUCAGUCGGGCACCGAGAUCCUCAACGUCAUCGCCACUGACCGGGACUCGGGGAGCUAUGGACGAAUCACAUACGAGAUUCUCCCUGGAGACUCCUCCUCACUGUUUUCUGUGGACCAAUCAACAGGCACUGUCUACCUGACGUCCUCCCUGACGGAGUUGGGAUCCAGCAGCGUGAAACUGUCCGUGUCGGCGCGGGAUGGAGGAGGUCGGUCUGUGCUCCGUCCGGCGGAUGUGACCGUGAACAUUCUACACAGUGCCCAGACGCCUGCUGUCUUCCACCGUGCCCACUACAGCUUCUCCGUCCCCGAGGACGCACCAGCGGGCACCUCUGUGGGCAUCGUCCAGGCUGCCAACCCUGCCAAUUCAGUGGAGUCUGUUUCAUACAGAAUCAGCUCUGGUAACCCUCAGGGUCUGUUCUCCGUGGACACACAGUCAGGGCUGAUUACUGUGAGUGCAGAUCUGGACCGGGAGUCCCAGUCGUACGUCCUGCUGACGGUUCAGUCUCAAACGGGCACCGUCCCCGUCUACAGCACCACACGAGUCAACGUCAGCCUCACAGACAUCAACGAUAACCCCCCCGCCUUCUCCCAGUCCUCUGACCACAUCAGCGUCUCCCGGAACACGCCCCCUGGCACGCUGCUCUUCAUCGCGCACGCCCACGACCCUGACAACAGCACCAACGGCACCAUCAGCUACACCCUGCACCCUGACAGCCAAAUCUUCACCCUUCACCCACACCUGGGUACCCUCACGCUGAACGGGAGCCUGUCCCAGGACACACGUCCACGCCACGUGCUGGAGAUUGUAGCAUCAGAUGGAGGAAGCCCUCCGCUUAGCUCCACCCUCACGUUAACGGUGCAAGUGGAGCCCUCUGGUGGUGGGGGUGGAAGUCUGGCGUUUGAGACGCUGCUGUACCAGGUGGAGAUUGGAGAGAGCGCGCAGAGAGACACGCGCGUGAUACAGGUGCGAGCACACGGAGCCAGACCACACCGUGGAGACCUUGUCGACUCAACGCCACCGGUCCUCACGUACUCUCUGGAGCCUCUGUCCACACCUCCACCCGUCCUAAUCCACCCAGAGAGCGGCUGGCUCUUCCUCUCCGAGAACCUGGACUACGAGAUGGUGCCCACGUAUCGAUUUCGGGUUCUGGCGACGGCACGGGAUGACAAAAGCGCGUUGGUAGCCACGGCGACGGUGGUCGUCAUGGUGCAAGACGAGAACGAUAACGCGCCGGUGUUCUGCCGGGAUGUUUACUUCCUCAGUAUGUCGGAGGGGCCGACUCCCCAGGGACUCGUCGGCACCGUCAAAGCCACGGAUAAAGAUUCCCGCCAAAACGCGCAGCUGUCCUACAUCUUACUCUCGGACACCAGACACUUCCGCAUCAACGCCAAAACAGGUGAGAUUAUUAACUGGGUGGCUGUAGAUCGGGAAGAUCGUCCACACCAUACUCUGAGGGUGAUGGUGACGGAUCAGGGUCGACCGCGCCUAAACUCCACGGCCACCGUGCACAUCCAGGUCACCGACAUCAACGACAACACCCCCCAUUUCACACACCUGCCUGCCACCAAGGAACUCAGUGUACAGGUUUGGCCAGGCCUCCCGACCGGCUCUGUGGUAACCAGUAUGUUCGCCAAAGAUCUGGAUGCGGGGGAGAAUGGAGCAGUUACAUUCACACUCAGUGCAGAUGAUGAUUUUGGGCACUUUGAGAUCGACAGACGCAGCGGAGACAUCAGAACAACAGCACGAUUCUCAUCAAACCCUCAGAAGCACUACACCCUGACCGUGGUUGCCACUGACAACGGCCACAUCCCGCUGGAGGAGAGUGCCAUUGUCCACGUGCAGCUUCAACACCUGGAGAGACAAACUGGCCUCCCUGAAUUUCUGGGUCUCAGACACUUCACGGUGAGAGAGGAUGCCAGGUUGGGAACUGUUAUUGGUUCACUCAAGGUUCCAGGGGGUGAUGGUUCCAGACGGUUGCGUUACUCCAUCGUAGAGGGUGAUGGCUCUUUACACUUUGGUGUAGACGGUGUGUCAGGUGACCUGUACGUGGCUCAGCGUCUGGACUACGAAGCCACACAGCGCUACUCACUGGUGGUGCGUGCCGAAGCCACGCCCACCGUUAACGCUACUGCCCUGGUUGCCGUGACAGUGGAGGACGUCAAUGACCACGCGCCCUGGUUUCCAGGGGACCAGAGCGUGUUGAUGUUCGGCCUUUCUGAAGAUGUUGCCGUGGGAACAGCAGUGUAUACCUUCAAUGCCCGAGACGGUGACGCCAGCCUGCGCCACAGCGCCCUACGAUACUCUUUGACCUCUGACCCACCCACAGGCCAGCUGCCGUUCCGCAUCAACCCCCACACUGGGGUCGUCGUGACUACCGCUCCGCUGGACCGCGAGCGCUCACAGAGCUUCGCUUUCACUGUGACUGCCACUGACCAGGCGCCGUCGCCUAGCAACCAGAAACACGCCUCUGUCACAGCCCAGGUGUUCCUUCUGGAUGUGAAUGACAACAUCCCCGCCUUCGUCUCCUUGGAAACGGCUCACGUGGUAGAGGACGCGGAGGCGGGAACUUUGGUACAUCACGUGAUGGCAAAAGAUGGAGAUGAAGGGAGCAACGGAGAGAUAAUGUAUCGUCUGCUCUCGGGAAACGAGAGCGGACUCUUCACCAUAGAGGAGAGGACAGGUUUGCUGUACUUGUCCGGUUCUCUGGACUACGAGUCCCAGAACGUCCACACUCUGGUGGUGGAGGCUUCAGAUAAUGGUCACCCUUCCCUAUCCUCCACCCAAACCCUCAGUGUGGUGGUGAUGGAUGUCAACGACCAGCCACCCGUGUUCCAGUUCAGCGUCUACAAUGCUAGUGUCGGGGAGAACAAGGAACCUGGAGAACCUGUCAUAAAACUUACAGCCGGGGACUUGGAUUCAGAGGAGAAUGCUGCCCUAACCUACUCCCUGUUACCGGGCCCUGGGUAUGACCUCUUCACCAUCGACUCUCACACUGGCCAGAUCAGCACCUUCACCCAGCUGGACCGAGAGCUUCACCGCAGCUUCAUUCUCAGAGUUCAGGCCCAGGACAGUGGGUUUCCAUCUCUCUCCAGCACGGUGACGGUCCAGUGCUCUGUUCUGGACGAUAACGACAACACGCCAGAGUUUUCCCAGCCCUCCUUCCAUGUCGUGAUCCCAGAGAAUCUUCCCCCAGGGCUCAUCCACACCGCCCAGGCCUCCGACCCUGACAACGGCCCCAAUGGAACUGUCAUCUACUCCAUACAGGGAGAAGGAGCUGAUGGUUAUUUCGCCAUCGACGCUGUGACGGGGACCAUCAGUGCUACUAGGAGUCUGGACAGAGAGGAGAGAUCCAACUACACCCUCAAAAUCACGGCGUCAGACCAGGGCUCCCCUCCUCUCAGCUCCACCACACUGCUCCACCUCACACUCUCAGACGUCAACGACAACAGCCCCUCGUUUGCCCGUAAAAGUUAUCGCGUCUCGGUCAGCGAAGGACUUCCUGCGGGCUCCGAAAUCCUGCGCCUGUUUGCUCGGGAUCCGGACGAAGGCUCCAACGGCGAGGUCGUUUAUUCCCUGUCUGAGGAAACCUCCGGAAUCUUCUCUGUGAACAGCUCCACCGGUGUGCUCAGCCUCUCCAGGCCCCUCGACCGCGAGUCACGCUCCCAGCACACCUUCCGCGCCGUGGCCACCGACGGCUGCCGCCAGGGCCCACGCAGCUCGGUGGUCGCGGUGACCGUACAGGUGGAGGACGUCAACGACAACCCGCCAUCCUGCCCCGGGGAGCCGGUACGCGCGUCCGUUUCCGCGGCGACGGCCCGGCCCAGACGGACUGUGGUCACCGUAACGGCGGAGGAUCCGGACCAGGGUGAAAAUGGGACGGUCACGUUUGGGUUGAUGGAGGAGGACGAGCUGUUUGAGAUCGACGGAUCCUCAGGGGAUGUGCGUCUGAAGACUCGACUUGACGACGGUGUCUCUGGGACGAAGCUGCUGCGUGUUUGGGCUGCCGACCAGGGCAGGCCUGCCCUCACCUCCAACUGCCUGGUCUUCAUUCAUCUGAACGGAGAAGAACUUGGACUGCAGUUCACUGAGAACCUGUAUGAAGUGUCCAUCCCAGAGAACAGCAAAACGGGCUCUUGGGUGGCAAACGUAGUCGCACACGACCAGACCUCGGACGGAGAGACGAUCAGCUACAGCAUUUUCAGCGGCAACGAAAACGGUGCUUUCAGCAUAAACUCCCGAACAGGUGACAUCACUGUGAGGGAUCAGAGUCUUCUGGACUUUGAGGCUCAGAGGAAAGUUCACUUGGUAGUGCUGGCAGAGAACGGUCAGCAGACAGCACAUGCCAGACUGGCCGUCACGCUCCAGGACGUAAACGACAACACGCCGGUCUUCAAACAGAGCUAUUACAGGACAGCCGUGUGGGAGGGGCAGUUACACAACACCUACAUCAUGCAGGUCUUUGCCACUGAUUCUGACAGUGGUGUAAAUGGUCAGAUUGAAUACUCCAUUGUGUCUGGAAAUCACAAUAAUGCGUUCAUCAUCGACUCCGUAAGGGGAAUCUUGGCCACCAAUGCAGUCCUGGACCGAGAAAUUAUCCCGUCUUACAAACUGGUCCUUCAAGCUAAGGACAGGGGUAGUCCUCCUCUCACUGGAACCAGUACGGUCCGCGUGCAGGUUGUGGACAUCAACGACAACAGUCCUGCGAUCCCUCCCAUGGAGCCAGUGCCGGUGGCAGAGAAUUUACCUGUGGGAUACACUGUUACGCAAGUGACGGCCAAUGACGUGGACCUCAGCCCGUCGCUGACCUAUAGCUUUGCAGGAAUGGGUGACACCAAUGGUAGCUUUACCAUAGACCGCUACACAGGAGUCAUAUCCUUAACCAGGAGCCUUGAUCACGAGGCCAGUGAGCUGCAUACGCUGACUGUCCAAGCCUCCGAUUCAGUCCACCAGACGGAGGCUCCCCUCACCAUACAUGUACUGGAUGUGAACGACAACGCCCCGAUCUUCACAAAGGAAUCUUACCAGGUCGUGUUGUCUGAGCUGACACCCUCAGACACUUCGGUGGUGACGGUAUCUGCGACCGAUGAGGAUUCUGGCCUUAACGGGAAGAUUUCCUACAGGCUCCUGUCUUCUCCACUGAGAGGAUUCUACAUCGACUCAGAGACUGGUUCGGUGUUCACCAACAAGCCACUGAAGCACAUUGCCAACGGCAACACAGUCCGGCUCCUCGUAGAGGCGCGAGACAGUGGGGAUCCUGUGCUCUCUAGCGUAACGUCUGUGGACAUAACAGUGGUGGAUGCCAAUGACCAUUCCCCAGUCUUUGAGCAAAGCUCGUAUCAGCUCAGUGUUUCUGAGGACGCGCCAGUGGGCAGCACCCUCCUGACUCUGCUGGCCGAAGACCGGGACUAUUCCGGCCAAAACACCCAACUGGACUACGCCAUCACCAGAGGUAACGAGCAGAGGCAGUUCUGCAUGGAGUCAGUUUCCAUCCAAACAGACACCCAGCAGAGAACACUGGGCCGCAUCGUCCUUUGCGACUCCUUGGAUCGUGAAACCAUGGAAACAUAUGUGCUGACAGUCACUGUGAGAGAUAGGGGAGUUCCUCCACUCAACAGCUCGACUCUGGUGUCUCUUACAGUGCUUGAUGUCAAUGACAACGCGCCGAGUUUCAGUAGUUCAGAGUACCAUAUGCAGGUCAGGGAAAACAGUCCCCCAGGCACGCCACUUAUCCAAGUAUUGGCUCAUGAUCCUGACAAAGGAGCCAAUGGGACGGUGAGGUAUGACAUCAUCUCUGGAAACAGCAAGGGCCGUCUGAGGCUGGACCGUCAAACUGGAGCACUGGAAGUCAGCAGUACUCUGGACUAUGAAGAGGACACCAAAUACACCCUGACAAUCCAGGCGUCGGACGGGGACGGUCCAGUCAACAGGAACGUGGCCUUUGCAGUUGUAUUUAUCUCAGUGUUGGAUGAAAACGAUAACUCUCCUUUCUUCGUGUUCCCCACGGUUAACUGUUCAGUGCUUGAGAACCAACCUGCCUUUACACCAGUGUGUUCUGUCCACGCCGUUGACAACGAUGCCGGAACGUACGGUUUGCUGACCUACUCCAUAACGUCCUCAUGCUUCAUGGACUACGGGAGUGGGAAUCCAGACAGGAAGGAGGCGUUCGCCAUCGAUCCUCUCACUGGAGACAUUCACACCAGACAAACUUUUGACUAUGAAAGAGAGAGUGAAUACUGCUUUGUGGUUGAAGCGCGGGACCAAGGGGAUCAAGUGGCAACAGUGAAAGUGCAGAUAGACAUCGAUGGUGUUGAUGAGUUCAGCCCUGUCUUUACCCAACAGCAGUACCAUUUCUUACUUCCCGAGAACGCAAUGGUGGGCCAGAGUGUGGGCCAGGUGUUGGCUCUGGAUCACGACGGUGGUCUGGAUGGAGUCGUAGAAUACACCUUGGUGGCCCCGUCACCUUUUUUCAACAUCGGCAAAACAACCGGCAGUCUUUACAUCUCGGAUAGAGUGUACCGAACGAAAGGGAACCAGGCAAGUGAGGGCACAGAAGAGCUGUUUGUGAUGGCAAGCAGCCCAAAGCUGGAUUCCAAAUACACCACGUGCCAGGUGGUUGUGAAUAUAACCUAUUCAGGAGAAGCUCUCGGGAGCGUCGCCCUUCGUGUGCAUACAGUCAGUCUCAGCAUAUCUUUAAUUGUCUUCUUCUUGCUGCUGAUCAGUUGCAUUGGCCUUGUCCUGAGGUACAAGGCCAAAGAGGUAGCCUUGAUGAAGGCGGCCUCACUAGCUGCCAACUUAAAUAACGGAACGAGCUCCUUUGGCAGGACGGGCAGUUACCAGCCCAAUUCCAUCAAUCUUCAAGAUUUACAAAUUCCACUGGACCUGCGGGCUAAGAGGGACACUUCUAACCUGUUCCGUAACUCUGACUCAAGUGGACGAGGUUCAGCAGAAGGCGAGACUGCCGAGGACCAGGAGAUUGAAAUGAUUAACGAAUACCCAUUUCACAGGCAGUCUGGCACAGCCCCGACUGAACCGGUACCUAGAGCUCCUGACUCUACAAUCCCUAAAGACUCCGAGUACAUUUCCCGCCGCACAGAACCCGAGGAGCCUGUUUCUGACGCCAGCCUCGGCGCAUGUCUCGCGGCAGCCAUGGCCAGCUCUGAGAGCCUUCACAACUUCAAGGAUGAAGGAGGUGGAGAGGGAAUGCUUCCUCGCAUGGUCAGCAUCAGGGAUGUGGAUGACGCUGUCACAGGCUGCAUGCCCCCAUCUGACCACCAGGGGUCUCUCACCUCUCUGUUGUGCCAAGAGGAGCAGCUAAGAGGCAGCUAUGAGUGGGAAUACCUGCUAAACUGGGAGCCCCGCUUCCAGCCUCUCGCGACCGUCUUCACGGACAUCGCCAUGCUGCCAGGUGAAGGGGACGGAGUAAAAGACAUGGAUCCAGAACUCCAGAGUCUCAUGCACCCUCCUCCCCUUAUCACCGCCGUGGCUCAACCCGGCAUCAGGGCCGUGCCCCCACGAAUGCCUCCGAAGGUACCCACGCUGGGCAGGCGUCCCUCAUACCCUAGGUACACCUACUCGCCCCUACCCCGAAACACGGGGCUAACCCCUUCGGCUAUGACCCCAAGCUUUUCCCCCUCCCUCUCUGUGCUCACCCUCAGAACACCCAGUGCCUCCCCAGUAGUUUCAGAGACUGGUCUGGGAUGCUACACCAAAAUGACAUCCCUGCCCAGUGACAUUUUAACAGAUGGAGAAAUACAGGUGUAG
This is a messenger RNA of Chanos chanos (milkfish), 9804 nucleotides long. It is a transcript of the gene dchs2, whose product is annotated as dachsous cadherin-related 2. Gene Ontology annotation, molecular function: calcium ion binding. The record is from RefSeq and is a predicted model, not a curated record. Lineage: Eukaryota; Metazoa; Chordata; Actinopteri; Gonorynchiformes; Chanidae. Gene Ontology annotation, cellular component: plasma membrane. Gene Ontology annotation, biological process: homophilic cell-cell adhesion.